Molecule: messenger RNA, 8226 nt
Organism: Polyodon spathula (Mississippi paddlefish)
Lineage: Eukaryota; Metazoa; Chordata; Actinopteri; Acipenseriformes; Polyodontidae
Product: serine/threonine-protein kinase MRCK beta-like
Exons: 39
Coding region: 498-5882 (1794 amino acids)
Biological process (GO): actomyosin structure organization; peptidyl-threonine phosphorylation
Cellular component (GO): cytoplasm; cytoskeleton
Molecular function (GO): protein serine/threonine kinase activity; ATP binding
Source: RefSeq, a predicted model, not a curated record
GAGACACAGGGGUUGGAUGGACGAGCCAUCAGUCAUAUUCCACACACUUGUACAGUUGGGAGCUGCUUAGAAAAAAGGGAUUGGAUUCCCAGCCCCCUCCCAAAAAAAUAAAAAAUAUGUCAUAGCAAAAAUAUAAAUAUUUACAGCAUAUUAUUGUUAGCAAGCCGCUGCAGAUGCAAGACAUUGCGACAGAGCCGUGGACGACACUGAACAACAAGCCGCUGCCAACCCCAAGUGGAAAGUACAGAUUUGUUUCGGAUUAAAAUAAAUGGGACCGGCUGGGCCUCGAUUCUGAAAGCAAGGGACCCUGCGUUGCCUCCAAUCAUAACAAGUACAGCAGAUCUAGAACAAUGCAGGAUUUACUUUGAUUGUGCACGUCCGAGAUGUUCUUUUCUCGCCACGUCUAGAUACACCCUUUCCCCCCAGUUCUCGUAAGGCUUUGCGCUCAUCGGGUCUUUUCGUGCAAGUGGAAUUGUCGCGGUUCUUGUUGCUGAAACAUGUCAGCGAAGGUGAGGCUGAAGAAGUUGGAGCAACUUCUCUUGGAUGGUCAUUUGAAGAAUGAAAGUUCUCUCAGCGUAGAGACGCUCUUGGAUAUUUUGAUCUGUUUGUAUAACGAAUGCAGCAAUUCGCCCCUCAGAAGAGAGAAGAAUGUGUCCGAGUUUCUGGAAUGGGUGAAACCUUUCACAACCGCAGUGAAGGAGAUGAGACUCCAUAGAGAUGACUUUGAAAUGUUGAAGGUUAUUGGCAGAGGAGCAUUCGGCGAGGUUGCAGUUGUGAAAAUGAAGAACACAGAGCGGGUCUAUGCAAUGAAAAUCCUGAACAAAUGGGAAAUGCUGAAACGAGCUGAAACUGCCUGUUUUCGUGAGGAGCGCAAUGUUUUAGUGAAUGGAGAUUGCCAGUGGAUCACCACGUUGCACUAUGCCUUCCAGGAUGAUAACUAUUUGUAUUUAGUGAUGGAUUACUACGUCGGAGGAGACCUGCUGACAUUACUCAGCAAGUUUGAAGAUCGGCUGCCUGAAGACAUGGCCAAGUUUUACCUGGCAGAAAUGGUUCUGGCCAUUCAUUCCAUUCACCAGCAUCAUUAUGUGCACAGAGAUAUAAAGCCAGAUAACGUUCUUCUUGAUAUGAACGGGCAUAUCCGCCUGGCUGAUUUUGGCUCCUGCUUGAAGAUGAUGGAUGAUGGGACAGUGAAGUCCUCGGUGGCGGUGGGCACUCCUGACUACAUCUCCCCGGAGAUCCUGCAGGCUAUGGAAGACGGGAUGGGGAAGUACGGGCCGGAGUGUGACUGGUGGUCUCUGGGCGUGUGCAUGUAUGAAAUGCUUUAUGGAGAGACUCCGUUCUACGCAGAGUCGCUAGUAGAAACAUAUGGGAAGAUUAUGAAUCAUGAAGAGCGCUUCCAGUUCCCAUCUCACAUCCCUGACGUCUCCGAGGAGGCCAAGGACCUGAUCCAGAGGCUCAUCUGCAGCAGGGAGCGGCGGCUGGGCCAGAACGGGAUGGAAGACUUCAAGCAGCACCCCUUCUUCGCUGGGAUUGACUGGGACAACAUUCGAAACACAGAGGCCCCCUACAUCCCGGACGUCAGCAGCCCCUCGGACACAUCCAACUUCGACGUGGACGACGACGUUCUGAAGAACCCGGAUGUCGUGCCACCAGGGUCUCAUACUGGCUUUACUGGACUACACUUACCCUUUGUAGGUUUUACAUACACCACUGAAAGCUGCUUCUCUGACAGAGGCUGUUUAAGGAGAGUCCUGCACUGGGACGGUGCCGAUUCGGAGGGGGGCGUGCAGAGAGGCCUGGGGAACAGCGUGCAGGUGGAGGGGUACGAGAGGAGGAUCAGGAGGCUGGAGCAGGAGAAGCUGGAGCUCAGCCGCAAACUGCAAGAAUCUUCACAAGCUGUACAGUCGCUUCACGGCUCAAGCCGAGGAUUAGGAACUGCAAAUAGAGAUAAGGAAAUGAAGAAACUUAAUGAAGAAAUAGAGAGACUGAAGAAGAAAUUAGCAGAUUCCGACCGGCUGGAACAUCGGCUAGAGGAAGCCGUAACUCUUCGGCAGGAAUUCGAAAGCUCUUCGGGGAAGAUGAAAGCGCUUGACAAGCAGGUCAAAGCACUGAAACAGGAGAAAGAAGAGAUUCACAAGCAACUCGUGGAAUCCUUAGAGAGGCUGAAGUCUCAGACCAAGGAGCUGAAGGACGCCCACCAGCAGAGGAAGCUGGCCAUGCAGGAGUUCUCAGAGCUGAACGAGCGGAUGGCUGAGCUGCGCUCUCACAAGCAGAAGCUCUCGCGCCAUCUGCGUGACAAGGAGGAGGAGAUGGAGGUGGUCACGCAGAAAACCGACUCCAUGAGGCAGGAGAUCCGCAGGACAGAGAAGGCCCGAAAAGAGCUGGAAGCUCAGCUUGAAGACGCCACAGCCAAGGCAUCAAAGGAGCGCAAGUUGCGAGAGCACAGCGACAGCUACGCUAAACAGCUGGAGAGCGAGCUCGAGGCACUCAAGGUGAAGCAGGGGGGUCGGCUGGCUGGAGUGAAUCUGCACACACAGCAGGAGCUAUGCAAGAUCCGCUCAGAGCUGGAUAAGAAGAUCCUGUUCUAUGAGGAGGAGCUGGUGAGACGGGAGACCUCCCACAGCACGGAGUUGAAGAACCUGAGGAAGGAGCUGCAGGACUCGGAGGGGCAGCAGCUCACCCUGAACAAAGAGCUCCUGAUGCUGAAGGACAAGCUGGAGAAGGCAAGAAGGGACAGGCAAAGCGAGAUGGAGGAGGCUGUUGGGACAUUGAAAGACAAGUAUGAGAUGGAGCGGACCUUGCUGACUGAAGAUAACAAGAAAUUAACAAGCGAGACGGACAGGCUCUGCUCAUUUGUGGAUAAGCUGACUGCCCAGAAUAGGCAGCUGGAAGACGAGCUUCAGGACCUGGCCGCUAAGAAGGAGUCAGUCGCCCAUUGGGAAGCUCAGAUUGCAGAGAUCAUACAGUGGGUGAGUGAUGAGAAGGAUGCCAGGGGAUACCUGCAAGCUUUAACCUCUAAGAUGACAGAGGAGCUGGAAUCACUGCGCAGCUCUAAUCUGGGCUCCAGAACUCUGGACCCCCUUUGGAAAGUCCGGCGCAGCCAGAAGCUUGACAUGUCUGCCCGGCUGGAGCUGCAGUCUGCUCUGGAUGCAGAGAUUCGUGCCAAACAGCUGGUACAGGAAGAGUUGAGAAAUGUCAAAGCUGCCAACAUCUCCUUCGAGAGCAAACUGAAGGAGUCUGAGGCAAGGAGUCGGGAGAUGCAGGAGAAGCUGGAGAUUAUGAAGAAGGAUCUGGAGGAGAGCAGGACAGACAAAGGGUUGAAGCUCCCGGACUUUCAGGACUCCAUCUUCGAAUACUUCAACACUUCUCCUCUUGCUCAUGACUUAACAUUCAGAGAUUCUGUCUCAUCUGCGUCCUCUCUGCAAGCGUUUUGGGAUGAAACCAGCUCCAUUACUGAGCUCGACACAUCACUGCAAAAGCCUGAAGUUUCCCCCACCUUUUGUGUGUCGACAGCACAAAAUGAGCCAGUUAAGCCACCGCAAGCUGCUCCUGCUGCUGCUUCCCCUGUUUACCAGUCGACGUCGUUGAGUUUACCAAAGCCUAAAGCCCAUGAGCUCAGUAUCAAGACGUUCUCCAGUCCCACCCAGUGCACCCACUGCACCUCCCUGAUGGUGGGGUUAAUGCGCCAGGGCUACGCCUGCGAUGUGUGUUCCUUCAUCUGCCACGUGUCCUGUAGAGACAAUGCCCCCCUGGUCUGCCCAAUCCCUCCAGAGCAAGCCAAGAGACCCCUGGGGAUCGAUGUGCAGAGAGGCAUAGGCACAGCUUACAAGGGCUACGUCAGGAUCCCGAAGCCCACAGGAGUGAAGAAAGGCUGGCAGCGUGCUUAUGCCGUGGUGUGUGACUGUAAACUCUUUCUGUACGAUGUGCCCGAAGGGAAGUCGACUCAGCCUGGAGUUGUAGCCAGCCAAGUCCUGGAUCUCAGAGAUGAAGAGUUUUCUGUGAGCGCCGUGCUGGCAUCGGAUGUGAUCCAUGCAACUCGAAAGGAUGUGCCGUGUAUAUUCAGGGUGACGUCGUCUCUCCUGAGCUCGCCCCCCAAGACCUGCUCCCUCCUGGUUCUGGCUGAGAGCGAGGCGGAGAAGAGGAAAUGGGUUGGAAUCCUUGAAGGGCUGCAGAACAUCCUAAACAAGAACCAGCUGAGGAACAGGGUGGUGCAUAUUCCACAAGAAGCCUACGAUAGCACACUGCCUGCUAUCAAAGUGACUUUGUCUGCUGCUAUUGUAGACCGCGAGCGAAUCGCACUUGGCACGGAAGAUGGUCUGUAUGUUGUGGAAGUCACAAGAGAUGUGAUCGUGCGAGCUGCUGACUGCAAGAAGGUCCACCAGAUCGAGCUGAUUCCCAAAGAGAAGAUCAUUGUCCUGGUGUGUGGCCGGAGCCACCAUGUCCACCUGCUCCCCUGGGCCGCCCUGGACGGAGGUGACACGAACUUCGACAUCAAGCUCCCGGACACCAAGGGCUGCCAGGCUCUCAUCACGGGCGCCCUGCGGCCCGGCGGGCCCACCUGUCUGCUGGUGGCAAUGAAGAGGCAGGUGCAGUGCUACGAGAUCAGCAGAACCAAACCCCAUCACAGGAAGCUGUGCGAGGUGCAGGCCCCGGGCAGCGUGCAGUGCAUGACCCUGCUGAGAGGGCGGCUGUGUGUGGGCUACCCCUCGGGAUUCUCCCUGCUCAGUGUCCAGGGGGAGGGUCCCACCACCAGCCUGGUGAACCCCGGCGAUGGCUCGCUGGCCUUCCUGGGACAGCAGCCCCUGGACGCUCUGCUUACCGUGGAGGUCGGGCCGGAGGAGAACCUGCUCUGCUUCAGCCAGCUGGGCGUCUACGUGGACCUGCAGGGGAGGAGGUCGCGCACGCAGGAGCUCAUGUGGCCAGCCACGCCUCUGGCUUGCAGCUCCUCCUCCUCCUACCUGACAGUAUACACUGAGUAUGGGCUGGAUGUCUUCGAUGUGAACAGCAUGGAGUGGAUCCAGACCAUUGCUCUCACCAAGAUCCGCCCGCUGAACGUGCCGGGGACUCUCAACCUGCUCGGUUCGGAGCAGCCCAAGCUCAUAUACUUCAGCAGCAGAUAUUCAGAAGCUGCUGACUUUGCUGUGCCGGAAACCUCUGAUAACAGCAAGAAGCAAAUGGUGCGAACCCGGAGCAAGAGGAGGUUUGUGUUCAAGGUGCCAGAGGAGGAGAGGCUGCAGCAGCGCCGGGAGAUGCUGAGAGACCCGGGACUGAGGUCCAAGAUGAUCUCCAACCCAAUAAACUUCAAUCACGUGGCUCACAUGGGGCCAGGCGAUGGGAUGCAAGUGCUCAUGGAUCUCCCAUUGCAGAAUGAAUUUCCUUCCCCCUCAUCCUCUCGACACCAUGCUUUGAUAUCUCCUCCAACCAACUUUGAGCACGUCUAUCACAUGAGCCCUAUUUGUGCUGAAAUCUAUCUCCAGAAAGAUCAUUCCUCACUGCAAGGCCUCCCACUGCUCUCCUCCUCUUCCUCUCCCUCCACCGCUUCCUUAGCAAGGAGCGUGUUGCCACCAUCGCAGGAGGAGCCGUGCAGAGAGAGACCUCGGCCCGUCUCAUCCAGCAUGUCCCACCAGCAUCAACACAGCAGGAGCAAAACCUACAUUACACACACCACUUCGGGAGGGGGUGAAUUCGGCGGUGCCGUGUCCUGCUCAUCCCGAAGCAUCUCCGACCCUGACCAGGAUUUCGAGAAAGAGCCGGACUCAGAUUCAACGAAGCACUCAACCCCUUCCAACAGCUCCAAUCCGAGCAGCCCCCCAAGCCCCAACUCCCUACACAGGAGCCAGCUGACUCUGGAUGGCCUGGAUCACUCCGCCUUCGACGUGUGAGGCAGGAGGGGCCGUCUCUCAGACGCAUCACACUGCCAGCGCUCUGCAGAAACACACGAUGCUUACAAGACAGCAAGCAUCCACACUGCUCCACUUGAACUUGUAUUGCUGCAAGAAAGUGCCAAGAAUACUUAGCAUUUUUAGUUUUUGUCUUUUGUUUAGUUUUGUUUAGUCCAUGUUUUUAGUCCCUGCUUGUAGUAGCUUUCUGUUAGCCUUGGUGCAGUGUCUGUGGAGCAAACGAAUCCAUGCUAGGAGAUUCUUGUAGAGUUGUGGAGCAGCUCUUGACAGCAGAAUCCUAAACGUUGCAUUCAUCAUGGAGGGAGUGAGAAGUUAGUCAUUGCAAUGUUUUUUUUUUCUUGCUGUGAAGAAAAGAACCUGCCAAACUGCUGUAUCUAGUGUUGUGAGCAUUGCAGGAGGUAGAAGCAAAAGCCUUCUACUGCUUAUCUCAUCUUCACACUUGAAACAGACAGUGAUGAGCCAGUCUCUCUCCAAGAUGUUUACUGGAAUCACCUGCAACGCUUGAGCUGCAGUGUAAUUACAGGCUAAAGAAAGACCCGUCCAUUGGGCUGGUUAAUAACAUUACAGGCUAAAGAAAGACCCGUCCAUUGGGCUGGUUAAUAACAUUACAGGCUAAAGAAAGACAGAUCCAUUGGGCUGGUUAAUAACAUUACAGGCUAAAGAAAGACCCGUCCAUUGGGCUGGUUAAUAACAUUACAGGCUAAAGAAAGACCCGUCCAUUGGGCUGGUUAAUAACAUUACAGGCUAAAGAAAGACAGAUCCAUUGGGCUGGUUAAUAACAUUACAGGCUAAAGAAAGACCCGUCCAUUGGGCUGGUUAAUAACAUUACAGGCUAAAGAAAGACAGAUCCAUUGGGCUGGUUAAUAACAUUACAGGCUAAAGAAAGACAGAUCCAUUGGGCUGCUUCGGCUGGUUAAUAACAGGACAUCGUUCCAUUGCCUGUAAAUGCUAAAUUUAUACUUUUCGUUCGAAAGCUGUUUUGACUUGCAGAUUUCAGUUUGGCUAUUGGUCGAUUUCAAGUGUAAUAUAAACAAGUUAAUAAAUGAAUGUCAUUUCAUUCCGAUUUCACUUUUUAAAUGGCAUUGGCGGUGUUACUGUUUAGCAGCAGUUUCAUCGUAAAUAAAGAACACAGAAGUAUAGAACUCGCUGUAUCUCCAGAAAGCAGAUCGUUCAUGAAGUUUCUUACUUCUCUUAAAGGAAAUGGCCCCAGAGCCACGGAACAAAAGUGUUACUUUACAGGAAGUGACCUUCUCUGUAGACCAGUGCUAAUUUCAGAUCCCUGUCAUCAUUCCUAGUAGUUCAGCUUGUCUUUUACAAUGAAAACUAUUAAAAACCCUUUCAUGGCAUUUUUUGGAGUAUUCAGGGUUUAUGCAACACCAGUAGACAUUACUGUGAAUAUACUUUUCAGUAACGUUUUUGUUAACGUUAAUCUUUUUUAAAUGUUUGUUUUGUGGCGAUGCUCUACAGUGUAUAGCAAACACUGCUCCUGGCAAGAUAUAUAAAAAUGCUUUAAAAAGUGAUGAUUUCACAAGACGAUCACAGCACCAUUUUCAUAGCAUUUAUUACAGACGUUGCUUUACAUUUUGUUUAAUUUGCUAAAUAAAAAUUUGCAUGGACCCCCCCCACUACCUUUCUGUCUACAGUGGCGCUGGCUUGUGUAUAUUUAACUCCUGUACACUGUGCAGUGGGACAGUCUUGUCUACACAAUGACGCUGGCUUGUGUAUAUUUAACUCCUGUGCAGUGGGACAGUCUUGUCUACACAGUGACGCUGGCUUGUGUAUAUUUAACUCCUGUGCAGUGGGACAGUCUUGCAUACAGUAACGCUGGCUGGUGUAUAUUUACCUCCUGUUCCUUUUAUUAUACAUUUCAUCAAAAUGUUUGUAAUCAUAUUUUAUUAGACGCUUGUAAUUUAUGGCCAUGGCUGGCAUAUCCAGUUUGUCACACUAACGUCUCUCUUGUGCCAUUUCCAUGCCAGGAUGCGGGCAUGUCUGUGUUUCCUGUCUGAUUUGUCAGGUUGGUCAUUCAGUAAAGUGAUACAAGUCGUGCUUUGUCCAUUCAGAAGCGCUGUAUUGAACCUGCACAUGGUGUUCGUUGAAGGAACCUGUUGCUUUCAUUUCAACUUUCAUGUUAUUUACCCUCUGCAUGCAAGGGUGCUUUUUUUUUUUUUUUUUUUUUUUUUUUUGCCCUUCCUGUUAAUUACAGGAUGCUCCGUUUUGAGUCAAAACACUGCUGCUUUCUUUCCUUUUUGUAUGUAAGUGGAAGUCUUUGUAAUUAUUGAAUUGAGCAGAUUCUGAACAGACAAUAAACAGGGAGUUAUUCAGUUGG